AUGAAGAACCAGGAGGCUGAGCUACAAGCAGCACGUGAGGCACAGGCCAAGCAACUCAGGGAAUUUGACGAUGACCAAGAAGCCCUUGCAAAACGACACCUAUACUACCGCGACCACAGCGAGUACAUGCGUGAACGCGAAAAGGUCCGUGAGCGCGAGGCCAAGGAGGACGCCAUCGACCGAGCCCAAGAGCAGCGCGAAUUGGCAUCCCAGCAGAAGCAAAGAGACCAUGCCCGUGGCCAAGCCGAUGCCUUCCUCGACCAACAAGCCGAAGAAAUGCUGCGGACGCAAGAACGGCACGAGCCAGCCCACUUCAAAAUCUCGCUCGGUGCGGCCACCAAGAAACUGGAAAAGACGGCUGCCCCGCGCCGGACGGCCACGGACGUGGAAAACCUGCUCGAAGACGAAGAGAUUACCGACCAGUCCGGCACCAAGAAGCGGACGCUCGUCCCGAUCAACUUCGACGCCGCUGUGCGCGCCAAUCUCACGCAGGAAGAGGUCGAAGAGGCGCAGCGCCAGCUCGCUCGCGAUAUUCCAAACGACAAGGAAGGGUUGUGGAAGUGGCCGGUAUCGUGGGAUCAUUUGCCGGAGAAGAAUAUCGACAAGGAUAUCAAGGAGUGGGCGGCGAACAAGGUGCUCGAGCUCAUGGGCCUGCAGGAGGAUAUGCUCGUGGAUGCGAUAGUGGAUCAUCUCAAGAGUAGAGGGGGUCCGCAGCCGUUGGUGGAGAAUUUGGCAGAGCUCCUCGAUGAUGAGGCGGAAAAUUUGGUGAAGAAGUUGUGGCGGAUGGUUAUUUAUUACAGCGAGACGGAGAAGAGGGGUAUUAAAUGA
This is a messenger RNA of Plenodomus lingam JN3, 828 nucleotides long. NCBI's taxonomy places the organism in Eukaryota, Fungi, Ascomycota, Dothideomycetes, Pleosporales, Leptosphaeriaceae. The record is from RefSeq and is a predicted model, not a curated record.